AAAUGAGGUUGAAUUGGGAAUUGACCAACCCAAAAAAAAAAAAAAAACUUUGUGCUUCUAUGAACUUGGAAGAUGACAUCUGAAAACGCUUUAAAAACAGGCAAGGUAUCAAAAGCCAAAAGCUGAUUCUCAGAGAAGGCCGAGAAAUCACCAUAAUCAGUUUCCACUCGAACUCGGAUCGGAUCUCCACAUCCGUCCAAUAAAAUUGGGCCAUGGAUUCGGAGCUUUUCGAGCGUGACCGGCAUGUGACGUUUCUGCAGAUGAUGUACCAGCUUCUGCCGUCCCCCUAUCAGAGCCAAGAAAUCAACCGCCUCACUCUCGCCUACUUCGUCAUCUCCGGCCUCGACCUCCUCAACUCCCUCGAUCGCCUAGUUGACAAGGAUGCAAUUGCCACCUGGGUUCUGUCAUUGCAAGCUCAUCCAAGAAGCACAGCCGAAUUGAACAAUGGACAGUUCUAUGGUUUCCAUGGUUCCAGAGCUGCUCAAUUUCCUCCAGAGAAUAAUGAUAAUGGGGCUUUAAAUCCCAGUGUCAGUAACCUGGCGAGCACGUAUUGUGCCCUAGCCUUACUUAAAAUCGUUGGCUAUAACUUGUCCAGUAUCGACUCUGAGUCAAUACUGACGUCAAUGAGAAAUCUUCAACAGCCUGAUGGGAGUUUUAUGCCUAUACAUACAGGAGCCGAGACUGAUCUUCGAUUUGUUUUUUGUGCUGUGGCCAUUUGUCAUAUGUUGGGAAAUUGGAGUGGCAUGGACAAGGAGAAAGCCAAGGAGUACAUAUUAAAGUGCCAGUCAUAUGAUGGUGGCUUUGGGUUGGUUCCUGGUUCAGAAUCUCAUGGUGGUGCAACAUAUUGCGGUGUUACAUCUCUCUGCUUAAUGGGAUUCAUUGAAGAUGAAAUUCUAUCUAAAAAUGCACCGUCUUCCAUAAUAGAUGUGCCAUUGUUGCUGGAUUGGUGCGUGCAGAGGCAGGCAGCUGACGGUGGAUUUCAAGGUAGACCCAACAAGCCUAGUGACACAUGUUAUGCAUUUUGGAUUGCAUCAGUUUUGAAGAUUUUAGGGGGCCAUAAAUUCAUUGACAAGAAGGCUUUACAUGGAUUUUUGCUAACUUGUCAGUCCAAGUACGGUGGUUUCAGCAAGUUCCCAGGGCAGCUGCCAGAUCUAUAUCACUCCUAUUAUGGGCUUACGGCAUUCAGCCUCUUGGAAGAACCAGGUCUGAAUUCACUCUGUGUUGAGCUGGGAAUAACUGCAAUUGCUGCCAUGGGAAUCUGACUUGAUAGUCCUUCAUAUUUGUUGGCCUUUCAAAAUAUUUGUGCGUUUCCACUCGUACAAUUGUGCUCUUCAUAAUGAACAAUGAACUUUCACCCUUCAUUCUAAUUUACAAGUUGAUAAAAUGGGAGAUGUAAUUUUCAUACAGAAGUUGCAUUUUGGGAGAUAACCCUGCUCGGUUUUUCCCUUC
This is a messenger RNA of Prunus mume (Japanese apricot), 1449 nucleotides long. RefSeq names its product Prenyltransferase family protein (gene PGGT-I). Gene Ontology annotation, molecular function: CAAX-protein geranylgeranyltransferase activity. Gene Ontology annotation, biological process: protein geranylgeranylation. Gene Ontology annotation, cellular component: CAAX-protein geranylgeranyltransferase complex. NCBI's taxonomy places the organism in Eukaryota, Viridiplantae, Streptophyta, Magnoliopsida, Rosales, Rosaceae. The record is from RefSeq and is a predicted model, not a curated record.